UCCGCCUUCUGUUCCUCCUGUUACCCUGGAUUCAACAAAAAAGACCAUUGAAACAACAGAAAAGCGACAGAACAUGAAGGUCUGAUGUGGCCUCAGUCUUCUCAGCACAGACUGGCCACAAUGUCUCUGAGAUGCUGUCAGAAGAUGUUACUGAGACUCUAUGGUGGCUCUCUGUCCACCGUGAAGAGCUGUAUGUGUUUGAGACGCUACACUAGAGCAGCUCAGAGUCACAGGAGGGUGGUGAUCACCGGCAUCGGGCUCGUUUCUCCCCUCGGGACAGGAAGUGCUCUGCCUUGGCAGCGUCUGAUUGGUGGAGAAAGCGGUUUGGUUGCUCUGGACCCAGAAGAGUAUAAGACCAUCCCCUGUAAGGUGGCGGCCUGUGUGCCGCGAGGAGAUAAACAUGGAGAUUUCAACGAAGAGGCGUUUGCGUCCAAAGGAGAGAUCAACGGCAUGUCUCCAGCCACGGUUAUGGCCGUCGGUGCCGCUCAAUUGGCUCUUGAGGAUUGCGGAUGGUUUCCCAGAAGCCCUGAGGAGCAGCUGAGCACCGGUGUGGCGGUCGGGAUGGGCAUGGUGUCUCUGGAGGAAAUCGCUCAGACGGCCUCUGCCUUUCAAACGCGCGGCUACAGCAAAGUCAGUCCGUUUUUCGUCCCUCGCAUCCUGGUCAACAUGGCCGCAGGACACAUAAGCAUCAAACACAAACUCAAGGGUCCCAAUCACGCCGUGUCCACCGCAUGCACCACGGGAGCUCACGCUGUCGGCGAUGCCGCCCGUUUCAUCGUUCACGGUGACGCCGAGGUGAUGCUCGCCGGCGGGACGGAGGCCUGCGUCAGUCCGCUGGCCAUCGCCGGGUUCGCUCGCGCUCGGGCCCUCAGCACCAACUGGAACCAGGAGCCCAGACUCGCCUCGCGCCCGUUUCAUCCAGACAGAGAGGGGUUUGUGAUGGGAGAAGGGGCGGCCGUGCUCGUUUUAGAGGAGUACAGACAUGCAGAGAAGAGGGGUGCGCGGGUGUACGCAGAGGUGCUGGGAUAUGGGCUCUCUGGAGAUGCCAGCCACAUCACGGCUCCAACCGCAGAUGGAGACGGAGCCUUUCGGUGCAUGGCUGCUGCUCUCCGUGAUGCUGGAGUGUCUCCUUCAGACGUGACGUAUGUCAAUGCCCACGCCACCUCCACGCCACUCGGAGAUGCCGCGGAGAACGCCGCCAUUAAGAGACUGUUUGAGCAGCAUGCGUACUCACUGGCCGUGUCCUCCACUAAAGGAGCGAGCGGCCAUCUGCUGGGAGCCGCCGGAGCGCUGGAGGCCGCCUUCACUGCCCUCGCCUGUCACCACAGCAUCCUGCCGCCCACCCUCAACCUGGACCGCACCGAGCCAGAGUUUGACCUGAACUAUGUGCCCUGCACAGCGCAGACCUGGAGCUCCAGCGGACGCAGAGUCGCUCUCACCAACUCAUUCGGCUUCGGGGGAACAAACGCUUCUCUGUGUCUCGCGAGCGUGUGAUCACUGUAAUGCAGAUGGAUGAUUUCGGUUCAAAUCCACUGGUAUUUCAUUAUGUAACUUUAAAGUCGACAUGAAGUGGAAGUUGCAAUAGUCUUUUCUUCCCUAUUGUGAUGUUUAUUGUAUUGGAGUGAAACAAGAGUGAAUGUAGGACGGGAUUUGGUCCAUGGGGAAUUGAUUGGAUGGUUGUGAUUUGCUAUUGGUGGAUUGCAUGGGAGUGACAGGUUGAUGCCACCCUUGCAACAGUUAACAGAAGAGAUGUCAUUGAAGAGGGAGGGGAAGGUAUUAUGAUUAAAGAUUAUAAGGACAAAUUAAAAAAAAAAUUAUAUAAAAUGUAAUACAUUAUGUUUGGCUGUCAGGUUUACUUUGCUAUGCCCUUACAUGUAUAUCUUCUCAACCAUGAAAAAACAUAAUUAUAUGAUAUAUUAUAUGUGGAUUAAUGCACUUCAAAUAUCUGAUAAAUUUAAUUUACAUGUGAUUUUGCUAAAUAAUUGUUCAAGGACUUGUAAUGCAAACGCUCACAGGGCAAAAGCCUAUUAUUAAAACAUAUAAUAAUUUUUUAUCAGCAGUUAAAGUUUGUGUUUUAAUCUCAAUAAAAAGGAAGUCUAUUUUUUAAGACCAAAAAGAUUUUUGCAUUGUGACCCGAUUGGUAUCCUUUGUAAU
Molecule: messenger RNA, 2154 nt
Organism: Sinocyclocheilus anshuiensis
Lineage: Eukaryota; Metazoa; Chordata; Actinopteri; Cypriniformes; Cyprinidae
Gene: oxsm
Product: 3-oxoacyl-ACP synthase, mitochondrial
Exons: 3
Coding region: 85-1494 (469 amino acids)
Biological process (GO): fatty acid biosynthetic process
Cellular component (GO): mitochondrion
Molecular function (GO): 3-oxoacyl-[acyl-carrier-protein] synthase activity
Source: RefSeq, a predicted model, not a curated record